CUUCCUAGUGUAGGAGCUGCAAAUUCUAGAUCUUUUUCUACCCUUUUGUUCUGACUUUUUUUACCAGCUAUGACAGAAGAAAUAACAUAUGCUAAUCUGAAAUUUGAAAAUUGCCAUGAGCUGGAUAAUAUCAGAGAGCCUGAAGAUACUAAGGAAAAAGGGCGUCCCAGCUCGUCCCGCUCUUGCUCGCCAGUAGUCCUGAUUUUGUUGACGCUGUGCCUGGCACUGCUGAUGGCGCUGGUGGCCCUGGCAGUUUUAUUUUUCCAGAUUGCCAAGGACUACAAAACACAACUUAGAGACCUCAACAUGACAAAGAAUGAGCUGCAUGUAAAUCUCACAAAGAUGCUGCAAGAAAUAGGAAAUCAGCUUUGCUUGGAAGCGGGAGAAGGCCUUAAAAAUAAUGGCCAGAACUGUGUUCUCUGCCCUGCAAACUGGAAGUGGAAAGGUGGAGAUACAUGUUACUAUAUCUCUGAGGAAACGAAGACGUCAGAAGAGAGUCACCAGCUUUGCUCCUCACAAAACUCUACUCUUCUUCUGAUAAAAGAUGCGGCAAAGCGGGAAUUGGUAAAAAAAUUGCCCAGAAAACAUUACUGGGUUGGAUUAACAUAUAGAGCUGAACAGAAAGACUGGUAUUGGGCAGACAACACACGUCUUACAGAAGAACAGAAGUCUUGGUAA
This is a messenger RNA of Athene cunicularia (burrowing owl), 678 nucleotides long. Its product is annotated as C-type lectin domain family 12 member A-like. The coding region runs from base 70 to 678 and encodes 202 amino acids. Lineage: Eukaryota; Metazoa; Chordata; Aves; Strigiformes; Strigidae. The transcript has 5 exons. The record is from RefSeq and is a predicted model, not a curated record.